UCCCACUAAAAGGCGUUAUCCCGUGUAACACCUAAUCCGCUCCCUUGCCAGCAGCUACCGUCAGCAACAACAGAAGGAGAUCCCAUCGCCGGCCUUUGCAUUCCUCAUUCCUCAUUCCCUUCCGCUGCGAUUCGCGCGACGACCGGACCGAAAAUGGGGAGCCUGGCAGCGAUUCUGAAACACCCGGAGGAUUUUUACGCGCUCGUGAAGCUGAAGAUCGCAGCCGUCCAAGCAGAGAAGCAGAUCCCUCCCGAUCCGCACUGGGCCUUCUGCUACACGAUGCUCCACAAGGUCUCUAGAAGCUUCGCCCUCGUCAUUCAGCAGCUCCGGCCAGAGCUCCGGAACGCCGUGUGUAUUUUUUAUUUGGUUCUCAGAGCCCUUGAUACUGUUGAGGAUGAUACAAGUAUAUCUUCCGAUAUUAAAGUACCGAUCCUGGAAUCCUUUCACCAGCACAUAUAUGAACGCAACUGGCAUUUCUCAUGCGGUACAAAACAUUACAAGGUUCUCAUGGAUCAGUUUCAUCACGUUUCUACUGCUUUUUCAGAGCUUGGAAAAAGUUAUCAAGAUGCAAUUGAAGAUAUUACCAAAAGAAUGGGUGCAGGAAUGGCAAAAUUUAUAUGCAAGGAGGUGGAAACAGUUGAUGACUAUGAUGAGUAUUGCCACUAUGUGGCGGGACUUGUUGGAUUAGGAUUGUCAAAGCUUUUCCAUGCCUCUGGGUUGGAAGAAUUGGCUUCAGACUCUCUCUCCAACUCAAUGGGUUUAUUCCUUCAGAAAGCAAAUAUUAUUCGAGACUAUCUGGAGGAUAUAAAUGAGAUUCCAAAGUCACGCAUGUUCUGGCCUCGCCAAGUAUGGAGUAAAUACGCUGAUAAACUUGAGGACUUGAAAUAUGAGGAAUGUUCCAUCAAAGCAGUGCAAUGCUUGAAUGAACUGGUCACCAAUGCAUUGACACAUGUGGAAGAUUGCUUGAAGUACAUGUCUGCUUUGCGAGAUCCUGUUGUCUUUCGAUUUUGUGCCAUUCCUCAGAUUAUGGCAAUUGGAACAUUAGCUUUAUGCUAUAACAACCUCGAAGUCUUCAGGGGAGUGGUGAAAAUGAGACGCGGUCUUACUGCUAAGGUUAUCGACCAAACAAGAACGAUGGCUGAUGUCUAUGGCGCUUUCUUUGAUUUUUCUUGCACGUUGAAGGCCAAGGUCGACAAAAACGAUCCGAAUGCCUCACAGACGCUAAGUCAGGUAGAAGCAAUACAGAAGGCUUGCAGGGACUCUGGGCUCUUAAAUAAAAAGAGAUCUUACUUAGUCGAGAGCAAGCCAACAUACAAUUCAGCUCUGAUCAUCAUAAUCUUUGUUCUGCUAGCAGUCUUCUUUGCAUUUCUCUCCACUAAAUGAUCGGCCCGCUCAGCUCAUGGAUCAUCUACAAUCUAUUUGGAGAGACUGAACUUCUAGCCACAGAAUUGCUUUGGAGAUUUUACAUUUUGGCAAGGUCUGAAAUUCUUCUACUUCACAACAACCAUCUCUGAAAGUACUGCUGAAAAUUGAAACUGCUGGCUGCAUCUUGAAAUCGUAUUUUGCAGGUGGCAGGCUGCUAGUUGGCCGCUGUAUAAUUGUGUGGAUUGAAUUUCUAGUGUGUAUUCAUUGAUGCUUUUCAAUAAUUCAUUCAUGUAGAAACAUCUUUUGGAGGAGUUUAGUAGCUCCCUGGAUAGUUUUGAGAA
Molecule: messenger RNA, 1706 nt
Organism: Magnolia sinica
Lineage: Eukaryota; Viridiplantae; Streptophyta; Magnoliopsida; Magnoliales; Magnoliaceae
Product: squalene synthase 1-like
Exons: 14
Coding region: 154-1383 (409 amino acids)
Biological process (GO): farnesyl diphosphate metabolic process; lipid biosynthetic process
Cellular component (GO): endoplasmic reticulum membrane
Molecular function (GO): squalene synthase [NAD(P)H] activity
Source: RefSeq, a predicted model, not a curated record